CAAAUGCUGAAUUUUCAUUCAUCGAUCUUGACUUUCAUCCAAAUAUUAACUUGCAGCAACCUGAAAUAGAAGAGUCAAAAUCACAAGGCAAAAAGAUAGUAUUUACCUUUUGCUCCCCAGAAUGCCGUAAUAAUAUCCUUGAUCUUGUUACUAAACAUUUUAAUCAACAUCCUCUUAUUCCUGCAUAUGAUAGGCAAUAUUAUUCUGCAGACCAAAUUUACGAAGCUGCUGUUCGAGAAAUUUAUACAUAUUGUAAAGAUAAUAAUCUUCAAUGGACAUGGUCAUAUUUAUGGGUUGAGUGGUAUUGUUCGUCCAAAUGGCCUUAUUGGGCACGUAGUGCAAAAAAAGAAAUUUCAGUGUUAAAAACUACUAUAAUUGUAGAAUCGCACUGGAGGCUAAUAAAGCACGAUUACCUAUAUAGAUUUAAUAAACCUUGUGUUGAUCUACUUAUAUGGAUUCUUGCAGAAUGA
Dentiscutata erythropus is the source of this 470-nucleotide messenger RNA. Lineage: Eukaryota; Fungi; Glomeromycota; Glomeromycetes; Diversisporales; Gigasporaceae. The record is from the annotation of a GenBank genome assembly.